This is a messenger RNA of Somion occarium, 3942 nucleotides long. Lineage: Eukaryota; Fungi; Basidiomycota; Agaricomycetes; Polyporales; Cerrenaceae. The record is from the annotation of a GenBank genome assembly.
GAUCCGAGACCACAUUAUCACGAAGAGAAUUUUCCCCCAUUCAUAUUAUGGAUGUUAAGUAUACAUUUACUACUCGUUCUAUGAACCUUCUUACGUUUUCAUAUUGACCUACCAUAUUCGGCGAAAUAAGCGACCUCAAAGCCCUUGUUGACCUUAUGUAAACAGGUCACUCGUGCAUGGGCCUAACGCCACUCACCCGUUUAGACGCGUUCAGUUCUAACUACUGCUCUUACCAGCUAGUACCAGGACGGUCUCGUCUUGUUCCUUUGAUACUUCCUCUCUCCUACAUAUCAAUUUUUACUGUCGAGGAACAUUCCUCCAGUGUGUCAGUCAUGUCGUAUACGGCGUGCACUGGGCUCUUCGCCAGAGCCUGCGCGUUCGUCGCGUCCCAAAUAUUCUCCUCCUCAUCCUCAUAUUCUGAUUCAUCCCUUAUAUCCGAGUCUGCGCCUUCCCUCAUGAAGGAGAGCCUUCUCGCCACAUCAUCGCUUCCCCUCCAACCCACCUCUACUUACUAUGCCAUCCCGACAAACACAUUUUCGAUCUACGCCACUGUGGCCCUGGCCCUUGGUAUCUCCAUCCUCCUUCCUCUCCUCAUUUUCACCAAACAAGUCAAAUCCCAAACUGUUAUGAAUUCCAUGGUUUUCGUCAUCCUCGCCACAAUCGCCACUUCCGUCAACUUUUCACUCGACGCCACCGACGCCGCAUUUUGGUCAUUGAGGCUCGCAGUUCAUGAUAUCCUCGAGCUUGCCUCGGAUAUGUACAAUGAAUUCGCGAGUUUCUUUGCCAUUGCCACGACGUAUCCGUACCUUCGAUGGCUCCCGCCUACUAUCUCCGUGUUCAAUGGCUGUACUCGGUGGUAUGGUCUAUAUGUAUCCUGCUCAACUUUCCUGAACUACGGCUCGCGUCCCGAUGUAAAUGAAAACAACCACGCAUCAAAAACCUACGAAGACAUCGCGGAAGCCUUAUCCUACGCCACACGAGACAUAGAAGUCGAUGCUACGAAAGGGUUGUUAGACGCCAAUGAGGGUGCUAACCAGAGCACCUCGGAGGAUGUCUCGCCCAGCUAUGAAGCAUCGACUGAAACUAUUUCAGGUGAAGUCUCUGACGACCAACUUGUUUCGCAUCACGCCACGCAAGGCGUGAAAGUCGACUCUACUACGGAAGAGCUUUUGAGUACCGAUGAGGGUGCUACCCAGAGCACCUCGGAGGAUGUCUCGCCUUCCAAAGUAGUCACUGAGUCCGGUCCGUCUAAGGCUUUGGCUAGACGCAUCAAAAAGUGUCCAAAAGUGUCAGGUGGUCCAAAGAACGCUGCUCGUCCCAGGGCAGGCCAUACCCAGGCAGACCGCGAGAGUUUCCAACUCUUGCUCAACAACAUACGAACAAAGGGAACAAGGCGAGAACGUGCUAAGGAAGGCAUCAAUGCCUCAACUGACCAAACAGACAAUGUCUCCGGUAGUCUCUUGGCUCCAACGCCACAAAAUGUUGAUAGGUUGGUAACACCAGUGUCACUCGCCCCGAUAGUCGAACGUCCCGGGGUUUCCCCACGGGAGGGAACGGUCAAGCCUACCGGGAAGCAAACCAUCCAUGACCAAUCAUCGGCGAACACAUCCAAGCUGCCCUCUAUUCCGAAGGAGACACCUGCUACGCAAGUAUCCUCUCCUGGCAAGGUGGUAGAAUCUACGGCGGAUGCAGUUGGACCUAAGGACGGCGGCGAGCCGUCUUUGCAACAAGAAACCUCAUCCCCGGCUGGUGCACAUCCAGAGAUACUGGAGGUCAUAAAUCAGAGCCAUCGUACGAACACCCGCAAUUGGAGGGCGGCCGUUGGUGUUGAACCUGAGGAGCCUGCGUCUUUACCGUCGCGCCCACAGGAACCCGUUGUGACUCUCCCACCUCUGCGUGUUAGACGCGUGGGAAGAGGGCCGCCAGUCGCUCCUCCAGUUGGAAGCUUUCACACCUCUCGUAAAAUUGGCGAAGGAGCCUAUGGAACGGUCUAUGCAUACCAUUAUCCCCACACAAACUUCAAAUUAGCUGUGAAAAAGUUCAAGUCGGACCAGGCCCACUGGGGUCUUCACGAGGCUGGUAUCCUCAAGCUAGUCAACGAACGUAACAAAGAUGGACAUGGUGUUGUUAAAGUAUACGACUGGUACCAACAAGGUGAUAUAGUCAGUAUCCGGAUGGAGCUGCUUGGGCCCGAUCUUUGCACAUAUUCCAUGGACGUCGCAGCCAAAGGGUUCAAAAUCUCGAAGAAAGACAUGCAAUCAUUUACAUAUCAGCUUACGGAUGUAUUCGACUUCUUGCAUGGCAUUGGUGUCAUACACGGAGACGUUAAACCCCUCAAUAUAGCUCUCUUGUACGACGAUUGGCAUGAAGACGUACAUGAAAGUUAUAAGAAUCCCGACGGGACUGUAGUCCGAUUUGCGAGGCUGAGACGCCCCAUUCUACAAGUGUACGACUUCGGCCUGUCUACGGGAAAUUUGGGACCGCAUACAAGUGCCUACAGCACCAUACUUUACGAUGCACCCGAGGUUCUGCUUGGUCAGGAUUGGUCUUUAGGUCGUGAUGUGUGGGCUGUGGGGGUCACUUUGCUGGAGUUACAUGUCGGGCAGAACCCAUUGGAUGUCAAGAGGUGGUCUCCUGCAUACGACGUUCCUGAGCAACUUCAAGUAAUGGAACGUGUUUUUUGUAAACUGCCAGCCAAUCUGGCCGAGGACGGCGCCAGGGUCAAACCAGACUGGUUUGACGAGCGGCAUUACUUGAAAUGUACCUUACCAACCGAGGCGAGGAGGUCGUUCCGUGGAUUAGAGACGUACUUCAGACUUGACGACUAUAUGGAAAGUCGACUAUAUAAUUUCAUUCAUACGUUACUCGACAUGGAUCCGAAAUCGCGACCGACCAUGAAAGAGGCACUCAAUUUCCCGUUCAUCAAGGAUUUGGCUAAGAGAGGCCUAAAGGCGAUCCAGUAAAGGAUGUUUGGCGUCAUAAGGUACAUGUUUCAUUCUAAGGCGCUUUUGCCUGAUACUCAUGUUUGCAUUCAGAAAUUCUUCCCCAUCUUCUGCGCCAGACGCGAUUAGCAUGCCUGGACAUGUAUAUCAGAAUCAGAAUCAGAAUCAGCAAGAAGCGAGCGAUUUCCUUCCUCCCCACAUAUCCAUCGUCCUCAUCGUAGUGAAGCAGCACGCUACCAAACGACUAGAAGACGAUGCUACCAAUAUCUGGAAAGGACCUCACCGUUACACGAAAACAGCCGGUAUAGGUCCUUCACUUCGCUUGAAAUACUUCGAAGCCACACAUAUUCUCAUAAAGCAACCCUUGAGAUAACGAGGUCACGCCCAGCUCAAUCGCUCUCUUCAUCUCAUACACACAGAAACCAUCACCCAGUUCUUAACACAAUUCUACUACCAACAGGACCAUCAAGUAUUACACCAGCUUUCUUGUCUUUUUCUAUGAAGAUCUCUCAACACCCACACUAUCCUAUCGACUGAUGUCCUCAAAAAUUCCAUGACCGCAGGGCCGCUCUAUCCGAAUGGUUCAAAUCGACCCUCUCGAUCAGCUCCACCCAAGACGACGGUCAUACAACGACACCACCUCGACACACCCCUCACCCAAGUUAGAUAUCGUCUUUCUUAAUCUAUGUCCUUGCUUGCGCAUUCUCCCUCCAUUCACCCCCAUUCAUUGGUUGUUACCUCCACUAGGCUGAGGUAACAUCAAAUUGAAGUAAGUACUGCCGUAGCAGUAAUUACUUCAAGGGCCGCGCUCCGCCCCUCCCCUUUGUGUAGGUAGCUUACUCGUAUUUUCGCUCGAACAUUCCGCUCGCCAGUAUCUAACGUAUGUACAACAUUCAAGUUGCUAUUAGUAUCUUACUAGAGUAGUCAUCAUUGUGAUAGCACCAAUAGUAUCCUGAUUGGCUUGUGCAGAUGGUGGUCCAGAUAUUUCUGCUUCCUUCGU